GGAGCUGCUGCUCGGGCUCGACAUGCUGAAGCGCCACCAGGCGUGCAUCGAUCUCGCCAAGGACAAGCUGGUGAUCCAGGGGAUCGAGGUGCCGUUCCUCGGCCCGGCCGACAUCCCCAAGGAGACCGAGGAGGCCUUCCAGCGGGAACCGACGGUGCCCGGCCCCGCGGGCACCACCAUCGGCCAGCGGUCCGGCGCCGUGCACGCGCCCGCCCAGGGAUCAUACCAGGUCGGUGCGGCCCCGGCUGCGCCUCCCGCUCCGCAGCGGCACACGUUCCCCAGGGAACACAUCGAGCAGCUCAUGGCCCUCGGCGCGUCGGAGCAGAGGGCGGUCCAGGCGCUCGAGGCGACGGGCGGCAACGUCGAGUACGCGGCCAGCCUGAUCUUCCAGGACUGACCGGGUCUACACCUUCAUCCCUCCCUUCCUUCU
Messenger RNA from Thermothielavioides terrestris NRRL 8126, 430 nucleotides. RefSeq lists its product as uncharacterized. Gene Ontology annotation, molecular function: protein binding. Lineage: Eukaryota; Fungi; Ascomycota; Sordariomycetes; Sordariales; Chaetomiaceae. The transcript has a single exon. The record is from RefSeq and is a predicted model, not a curated record. The coding region runs from base 23 to 397 and encodes 124 amino acids.